AAUGCCCGUGUUGUACACACACAGUAGCGAUACGGAGCUGAGCAGACAUGGAGGCCCGAUUAACGAGAGAGGCCCGCGCUGACACAUCCAGGCCCAGCUAACGGAGAGUCGUUGUGGAUCUCAGAGCACCUCUGGAGAUAUUACCGUCACCAGUCGCUCAGUUGGAAGCAAAAUCAUCAUAAUAAUAAUAAUAAAAUGUGGCCACCACGUUGAUGCGUACAUGAGGACAGGACACAGAGCCAAAUGAUGUGAACGCCGUUUCUGGACAAUUUUUCAGAGUUGAAGGUCGGAGAAAGAGGGCUGGACGGCCAAGAAGGGAGAGAAGCCACUUCAAAAGAAGGAGACCUUCCCCCUCACUGUUGUCCCCAUCCCCUAUUCCCCUCUUCAUUCCUAUCCCAUUCCCAUCAAAGAAAUCUACUUGAUAUACCCAACAAUCAUCCACACCCCCUAAAGAUCUGAUGGAUCAGAAGGUUCAGGGGCAAACUGCAACACCACCCCCACUUCUCUCUGCUGCUGUCUCAGCGGAGCGAGAGAAGGAGGGAGGAGGUGGAAAAAAGGAAGAAGAGAAUGAAAAGAAGCAAGAGAGGGAGAAAGAGGGAACUGCUGCCGGUCCUCCUGGCACAGGUGGACCAGGAGACCCCGGAGGGGACCAGUCCCUUUUCUCCAUCACGGAGAGCAGCUUGUCCGAGGGAAACGUCAAGCUUAAGAUUGGGCUGCAGGCAAAACGCAUGAAGAAGCCCCCGAAGAGCUUGGAGAACUACGUGUGCCGACCCGCCUUCCGGGCCACCGUGAGGCACACGAGUCGUGGAGGAAGCAGCGUCCGUGGAAACCGGGCGGUGGCCGCCGGCGAUGGCGCUAGUGGUCAGAACCAAAGCCCUUCAAAGAGCCAAGGGAAGGAGAGGGAAAAGAGUCCAAGUUUGAAAAAAACACCAGCUACAUCAUCUUCACUAGCCCCCUCUGGUAAAGCUAUUACUCCGUCUUCUCCGGCUGCUCCUCCUGGUAUCACAAAGACUCCAUCGCCCUCCCAAGUAAAUGGCGGGAGUGCACCAGCUAAAAAGGGUCCAUCAAAGGUAGACUGCAAGGCCGAUUCAAAGUCGGAUACAAAGUCAGUUACUACCACAUCAGAAAGACCCCUCAACCUUCACCGACCGCCGCCAGACAAUAAAACUCAUUCCUCUGGGAAGAAAACACCGACUCCACAACCCAACUCAAGGACAUCUUCACCUUCUUCGCCACCAACUGCAUCAAAAGAGCCGACCUUUGAAGGCAUCAAACCUCCUCAUUACACUUACAGCAUGGAAGGUCAGCGAGACAAGGACAAAGGUGUCCAGAGUUGUGGACCACCCACUGUCACUGAGAAAUUAGCCCAGCUUAUAGCAACCUGCCCACCGUCAAAGACUCCUAAGCCAACUAAACCCACAAAAACAGAUCCAAAUCCUCCUCUUCCAAGCUCAGGCUUCAUGGCUCCGACAGCCAAGCAGCGAGACAGGGCAAUGGCUAAUAGGAACACAUAUUCAAGACUAAUGCACCUUUCGCCUCCACCGCCGGUGUCCAGACCUCCUGGUCGGCCUUAUGGCUCCAGGAACAGAGAUGGCGUCCCAGAAAAUUCACCCACCCUUAUGCAGUUGAGGAAGGAGGACUCAGAUGGGGCUGGGAAAGCUAUUGUUACCAACAUCAACAACAGUAUUGCUAUAGGCAACAGCAGAAGUCGCAGUAGCAGCCCUGCAUUCACUCACAGCCGCCCCACAGUCUUAUCUAAGGAUACUAACUACGACGGCAGCAACAGCUCUAGUGGUCUAUCCAAGUCACUGUCACGUGGCACUCACAGCUUGCCAUCUUCUCCAUCUUGCCUAGUUUCUUCAUCUUCCUCCUCCAUCUCAGCUGAACAGAGGACAGUGACUGCAGUAAGUCACCUGGGCUCCCCUGCUCCCUCACAAGGACACCACACUCAGGAGGCCCUGGCCCUGGCAGAGGAAAGUAGGGCAGGUGAGAGGGAGCAGGGCAGCGACAGCCCCAGAGACCUAAACAAGUGCCCUCCUACAGCAAGAAUAGGAAAACCAGAGGGAAAAGAUAAAGUGGGAAGUAAUCAAUCACUGCAUGUGGAGAGGGGGAGAAGCUCCAGUCCCAAAAAACGCAGUCCUAACAGGGAUAGUAGCCAACCGAGGCGAACCGCCAGUCCUCCUGAACCCAAUAGACAAAGGAUGCCUUCAGCAUCUGAGCCAGAUGACGAAGAAAGCCCACCAACGCCCCAUAGAGACGAUUCACCCGAUUCAUCCCUGGACUCGCCAGAUGAGCAGGAUAGUAAACCCCUAAAAAAACGCAGGGGAAGAAAACCUCGCUGGGUUAUGAACAAGCCACAGACUCUUCUAGCAAGUCAGGAUGGUCUCUUCAAUGAGAACAAAACCAGCAUGUCUUUGUCUUCAAGUUUAGAAACGCUAUCUCCACCGGUAAAAAGACCAGUAGGAAGACCACCAAACCCGAAUAAGGUCAAACCAAGCCUCGUGCCACACAGUUCAAUGUUGCAGCUGUUUCCACCCCAACCUAAGAAAAGGGGACGGCCAAAGUUCAAAAUGCCAAGACUCGAUGCCCCAGCUCCUGGGAACCCCUCUUAUAAGCUGGCCUCUUCCAAGGUCUUUUCAUCUCUUCUGAAGUCCAAAGAAGAGCAGGACCCGCCUGUUCUUCACCCAGAGGUAGACCUAAACCCUCCCAAGCCUAUACCUAGAAAACGUGGACGUCCCAAACGCCUCCCUCCGACCUUACCCCAAGAGGGUCAGCCUCCCACAUUGGCUCCUGAGGCAGGAGACAUGGGAGACAAGCGGUUCUGUAGCAAAGGAAACGGGCAGCUCAUUAUGAAAACAAUUAUCGGCAAAAUCAAUAAGAUGAAAAGCGUGAAGCGGAAGCGUAUUCUGAAUCAAAUCCUGUUGGGUCCAAGAACAGAGGAAACUCCUAAAAACAGCACUGUCGGAAUGGUUAACUCUACAGAAGCUACUACCCAGUCCUUGUCCUCCCUGGCUGCUUCUUUUGGGGGAAAAUUAGGACCGCAAAUUAACGUUAGUAAAAAGGGAACAAUAUACAUGGGUAAGAGAAGAGGGCGUAAACCAAAAUCUGUAUCCAGUCUCACUGCCUCGUCACCAGAACCCUUCCUGUCUCCGAACACCACUUCUCCUCUACAUCACCACUCUCAGUCCCAGCAGCACCAACUGUCCUCUGAGGUGUUUCCCUCGCCCUCUCUGUCGCAGUCUAGUGGCGGCCACAGCCCCAUCAGUGAUGCCAGCUUUGUGGAACCCAGCUCGGUGCACUUUUCCCACUAUUCUAGCUCCCAUCAUAACCACAGCUCAUUUUCCUUCCCUCCCCCAAUUUUUUCAGUCCCCAGUAAAGUCUUGGGCUCCACGUCGUCCACAGUAGCUUCCCAGAAAAAGUCUUCUUGCCGUGGGUACCCUCAUCAUCAUCAUUACAGGCAGCAGUUUCAUUAUCAUAAGCUUUCUCCUCCCAGGCCGCUCCACCCAACCUCCCCUGCUCCUCUCAGCGAGCUAAAGGAAGCCACUCCUUCACCAGUCAGUGAGUCGCACAGUGAGGAGACGGUGCCCAGCGACAGCGGCAUAGGAACAGACAACAACAGCACAUCUGACCGAGGAGAGAAAGCCGGAGGGACAGCAGGCUUGGGCGGAAUCGCUUUGCCAGCAGCAAUGGGUGGUGGGUUGUUAAUGCCCGGUGUAAUGAGCUCAGCAAUGGCCCCGGGAAUGGGCCUAAACUCCAGAGGCAGGCGCCGCCACUCCGCCGUGCUCAUAGAGCACCCCUCACCAUCUCCUUCGCCCCAUGGAACGAGGUCUUCACCUGAUCCCAGGAGGCCGCAUCCGGUGGCUCCCACCUCAACGUUGUUGGGACACAAGGAAAAGCACAAGCACAAGUGCAAACGCCGCAACCACGGAUGCCCGGGCUAUGACAAGAUGAAGAGACAGAAGAGGAAACGAAAGAAGAAGUACUUGCAGCUGCGGUCCCGACGGCUUGACCCCGACUUUCUGGCCGAGUUGGACGAGAUCGUCGUGAUGCUGAGUGAGAUACGGAUAUCACACCGUUCCACAGGGCACCGCCUUGGCAGUGGGAUCAGCAUGGUGGCAGGAACUAGUCGGAUGCCAGGGCUGGGGAGUAGAGCUGCUGGCGGAAUCGGGGGACCUAGCGGCCCCCCUCCUCAUCAUUACGUUCACAGGGACCUCCUCCCCACAAUCUUCAGGGUUAACUUUGGCAGGUUUUACUCUCACCCCGCGUACUCCUGUGACCCUUUGCACUAUGUCCGUAAACCAGACAUGAAGAAGAAACGCGGACGGCCUCCAAAGUUAAGAGAAUCCAUGUCUGAGGUCCCUUUUGUCCCCGGCCUUGGAUUCCCUCUCUCUAGUGGAGGUUUCUACCACCCCUCCUACGGUGUCCCCUACUCCUCAGGGCCCCUGGGGUUGGGCUAUUACAGAGGCUUUCCUCCUGCAAACGCCCUAUAUCCUCACCCCCACCACCAGUCGCCUCACACUGCUCCUUCUCACCACUCCCACCACUCACCAUCUUUUCCUCCCCCUCCACCCACAUCCUACAUGCACCAUCACCACCCCUCGCAUCUCCUCCUAAACCCCUCAAAGUUCCACAAGAAGAAGCAUAAGCUGCUCAGGCAGGAGUACCUGGGCGGAGGGAGGCCCCCCGUCCUGUUCCCACCCAUGUCCUCCGAGCUGUCCUUCAACUGGCAUCACAAACACAAACACAGGCACAAACACAGAGAGCGGUGCUCUGAGGAAGACCGGGAGGAAGUGCUAAGGAGCGGAUCCGCGAGCCGGGUCAGCGCAGGUCUUUCUGACAAAGGAGCUACUAGCAAAGGAGAGCGAGUCGGAGGUCUAGGAAUGACCGAGUCGUUACAAAGAUGCAGGUUUGGAAGAGAUACCUCAGGCACCACUACGAGUAAACAAGCUUCUGCCAACUCCCCCUCCUCCUCCUCAUCCUCAUCUGCAGAAAGAUAUAAACGCAAGGAGAGCUCCAUGUCCUGUCUAGGACCGUCUAGAUUAACGCUGGACAACAGCUCAAAGGGCCAUCAUGGCGUUGCAUCCUGGUUUCGGAUGGGCAGCACGGAAGCAGACUACUCUAAGCUUUCACGGAGUCAGAUGGCCGUCGGCCAGGGCUCGUUCUCAGAUGGACGAGCAGGAGAGCCUGCAGGCUGCUCAGACAGCGAGGAUGAAGAGCCUCUCACUCCCACAGAGGAUGUAGAAGCUCAUGAUUCUCCUAAUCUGACAAAUCUGUUUGCCUCAGCUCUGACACGGACUUCGCUGAAGGGAGGAAGGAGCAGAAAGAGUGAGAUAGUUACAGAAAGCUCCAGCUUUUCUCACCUGGAUCGUCCAAUGAGAAAGGACCGUUCAACAUCGGCUGAAAGGAGAGAUUUAGGGGCAUCAGUUCAGUCCAGAGGUGUUGCUUUGGCGACUUCCGACGGAUCUGAGGGAUCUCUGCACAGCCGGCAGCAGCUCCACCACCAGUCCUCUCUCUUUCACUCCCACGUCUCUCCGGGUUCUUCCUGCCUGUCUCCCUCCCAGGACUUCUGCCUGGACGCCUCCCUUUCCCACUGCUCCCAUCGGGUUCAGACGUCUAAGCACAGCCUGCAUCAUGUCAACAAAAUCCUGCGUGCCAAAAAGCUGCAGAGACAGGCUCGAACAGGUAACAACGUGGUGAAGAAGAGGGGCCCGGGCCGCCCUAGGAAAUACCCGCUGCCCUCCCCUCCUCCUUCUCCGCCCCCUGAGGUGGAGUUAACUCAGACAGUGCACAGGGACGGUGGGGUGGAGCGGCUAGCCGGUCAGAGAGGAUGGGAGGAGGAUACUGUUACAGAUGCUAUUGAGUCCGUGGUCCAGGGACAGCAUAGAAAAGGUCAGAAGAGGGCACAUGUGGAGGCCGAGGGGGAUGAAGAAGAGGAAGAGCAAGCUGAAGAAGACCCGGAGGCAGAGGAAGUCGAGGAGCAAUUGCCUGACAGAGAGGAGAGCCAGACGAACCUGCCGCAAAGAUCCAGAACCGGGACAGGAAGAAGCUGGCCUGCAGAGGAGGAACUUCAGUACAUUCAGGGUUCCACAGAAAGCAAGCCAGAUGGUCAGUGCUCCACAGAACUCUCAGGCGCCGUCUCCAAGGAGCAGGCUGCACCCAUCAGCAGCCAGCGAGAGAAGAAAGCGGCCCGACUUCCAAAGAAGAAGUUCCAGAAAGCAGGACUGUAUUCUGAUGUGUACAAGACUGAGGACCCUCGCAGUCAGCUUUUGCAGCUAAAAAAGGAGAAGCUGGAAUACAUACCUGGAGAGCAUGAAUAUGGAUUGUUUCCUGCUCCAAUACAUGUUGGGAAGUACCUGAGACAAAAGAGGAUUGAUUUCCAGUUGCCUUAUGACAUCUUAUGGUUGUGGAAACAUGAUCAGCUUUACAAGAGACCCGAUGUCCCUCUUUACAAAAAGAUCAGAUCAAAUGUGUAUGUAGAUGUGAAGCCUCUCUAUGGGUACGAAAUGACUACUUGCAACUGCAGAGCUCCAGAGACGUCAACGGAAAAAGGAUGCCUGGAUGAUUGCUUGAAUAGGAUGAGCUUUGCAGAGUGCUCCCCCAGUGCCUGUCCUUGCAGCGAUCAGUGUGACAACCAGCACAUCCAGAGACACGAGUGGGUCCAGUGUCUGGAGCGUUUCCGUGCCGAGGGAAAAGGCUGGGGAAUCCGCACUAAAGAGUCUCUCCGAGCCGGUCAGUUCAUCAUCGAAUACCUGGGGGAAGUGGUCAGUGAGCAGGAGUUCAGGAACCGAAUGAUGGAGCAAUACCACAACGGCCACUACUGUUUGAACCUUGACAGCGGGAUGGUGAUUGACAGUUUCCAUAUGGGCAAUGAGGCACGCUUCAUAAACCACAGCUGUGAACCCAACUGUGAGAUGCAGAAGUGGUCGGUGAACGGGGUUUACAGAAUCGGUCUCUUUGCUCUGAAGGACAUCCACAGCGGCACUGAACUCACCUACGACUACAACUUCCAUUCCUUCAACACUGAGGAACAGCAAGUCUGCAAGUGCGGCUCGGAGAGCUGCCGGGGCAUCAUCGGAGGGAAGAGCCAGCGCAUCAACGGCCUCCCGGGAAAAACAGGAGGCGCUAGGAGACUGGGCCGACUCAAGGAGAAGAGGAAGUCAAAACACCAACUCAAAAAGAGAGAGGAAGAGUCCAGUGACAGCAACAAGUUUUAUCCACAUCUCAUGAAGCCCAUGUCUAACAGAGAGAGAAACUUUGUGCUGAAGCACAGCGUGUUUCUCCUGCGAAACUGGGAGAAGAUGAGAGAGAAACAAGAGCUUCAGAAGAGAGAGGGAGAAAGAGAACGGGAUCCCAGCAGCAUCUCGAUGUACGCUCGCUGGGGAGGUGUUAUCCGAGACGAUGGCAACAUCAAGUCAGAUGUGUUCCUGACCCAGUUCUCAGCUCUGCAGACGUCGCGGUCGGUUCGGACUCGGAGACUCGCUGCCGCUGAAGAAAACACAGAAGUGACGCGCACCGCGCGUCUGGCGCACAUCUUCAAAGAGAUCUGUGACAUGAUCACCAGCUACAAAGACUCAUCGGGACAAAUCCUUGCUGCUCCGCUGGUGAACCUGCCAUCCAGGAAGAGGAACAGCCAGUACUAUGAGAAGGUGUCCGACCCUCUGGACCUGAGCACCAUCGAGAAGCAAAUCCUCACCGGCCAUUAUAAGACGGUGGAAGCGUUCGACACAGACAUGCUCAAAGUGUUUCGCAACGCUGAGAAAUAUUACGGCAGGAAGUCCUCGGUGGGCCGGGAUGUGUGCCGGCUGAGGAAAGCUUACUACAGCGCCCGGAACGAAGCCGCCGUCCAGAUCGACGAGAUCGUGGGCGAGACCGCCAGCGAGGCCGACAGCUCGGACUCGCUGGAGCGCGACCACGUUCACCAUCACGGAGGGGGGUCAGGGUCGCAUGACAAGGACGACGACGUCAUCCGUUGCAUCUGCGGGAUGUACAAAGAUGAAGGAGUGAUGAUCCAAUGUGAAAAGUGCAUGGUGUGGCAGCAUUGUGAUUGCAUGCGUCUGGAGACCGAAGUGGAGCACUACCUGUGUGAGCAGUGUGACCCUCGACCUGUAGACAGAGAGGUUCCCAUGAUCCCCCAGCCCAGCUAUGCUCAGGCUGGCUCCAUCUACUACAUAUGUCUCCUUAGAGAUGACCUGCUGUUACACCAAGGUGACUGUGUGUACCUGAUGAGAGACAGCCGGCGCAGUCCUGAAGGCCAACCCGUCCGGCAGUCUUACCGUCUUCUGUCCCACAUCAACCGAGAGAAACUCGACAUCUUCCGGAUCGAGAAACUGUGGAAGAACGAAAAGGGCGAGCGCUUUGCUUUUGGUCAUCACUACUUCCGUCCACAUGAGACGCACCAUUCCCCGUCGCGGCGUUUCUAUCAGAAUGAAUUGUUCCGCAUGCCGCUGUACGAGAUCAUCCCCCUGGAGGCGGUGGUGGCGACAUGCUGUGUCCUCGAUCUUUACACCUACUGCAAAGGCAGGCCAAAAGGCGUGAAGGACCAAGAUGUGUACAUCUGCGAUUAUCGCCUGGACAAAUCAGCCCACCUGUUCUACAAGAUCCAUCGGAACCGCUACCCCGUCUGCACCAAGCCGUACGCCUUCAACCACUUCCCCAAGCGGCUCGCGCCCAAAAGAGACUUCUCGCCUCAUUAUGUUCCUGACAACUAUAAGAGGAACGGAGGCCGGUCUGCCUGGAAAAGCGAACGAACCAAAGAAGCGGCUGGCUGCGAGGACGACGGCUCCUCCUGCGACCGCGGCGACGACUUCCCCCACAGGGCCGAGGACGGACGGUCGGUAGAGGACGACAUGGACAUGGUGCCGGAGGAACCUGAACACAUUCCAGCCAAACCAAGACAAAAGGAAAGGGCGAGACCAGGAGGUGAGGAGGAAGAUGAGGAGGAGGAGGAAGGGCUGGAGGCCGGGGUGCGGAAAGAGAUCGGGGAGAGUUCUGAAGACCGGAUAGGGGAGAUGCUCGAACUCCCUUUGUCUUCGGCCUCCUCGCCUCUCCACCACCCGGCGCUGAGCCGGAGGGAGGCUCAAAGGGAACGGCUCAACAAGAUUCUACUGGACCUGCUGCACAGAGCGCCCAGCAAGAACGGUGAGGGACCGGGAGCAAAGCAGGGGGCUAUUGAUGUCACCUAUCUCCUCGAGGAAGGAGCAGGACGGCGGUUACGGCGAAGGACGCUCGGAUUUGCAGAUUUUGUCGUCAGAAAGUAACAAUUUUGACGUGCCUGUUAAACGCACGCCACCUUUCGCUGCUGUGAAAAGAAGCCAGGUAGCGAAGAGACGGCAAAGAAGGGAAAUUGAGCAUUGUUGCCUAUCUUACCUUUAUGGAUCACAAAGCAUCCAGCGGUGUUGCAUCUUCAGAGUUGACCUCUUCCAAGACAGUGACCUCAGCUCUGAGACGGUGGAUGAGGUGCAGAAGUUCUGACUUGAAGGAAGUUCCACCUUAAAGUGGAGAACCGGCCCGGUCUUCUUAUUUAAGUAUAUCAUGCAAAACUUUUUAGUUUAUUUUAUUGAACAUAGGAAAAACAACCCAUGCACUUAAAUGCAUCGAACAUUAGAAAUCAUGGGUUGAUGGAUAUUGCUUGCCAGCAUUGGAAAACAAAACGGUUGGUACUGAACAGAGGGACAGGAAGCGUUUUUUUCAUAAAUUUCCUCGCGAAUCCUGAAUUAUUGUUCUUCGUCAUGAGUUCUCGCUGCAAUGAUGAAAAUGUAAAAGAUGAGAGAGAAAACUGGCUUAUAGGAGAACAUGUAAAGUUGAGCGGUGUGCUCUGAUGCUGCGCUUUAGAAAGAGAGAACAAGGGUGGAAAACUGCACUUUUGGUACCUUGGAUAUUGUGAAGCCCUGUGUAAUGUAUCCGCCAUGAAAAUACACUAGCACUCUCACAGUAUUGUCUGCAACCUGACAAAAGCAAGUUUAAAAACAUAGAUUUUUCUUUUCCUGUUUUAAUUUUUUUCCUCAAAGUAGCUCAUUUAGAAGCAGAAGAGACCUGUGGCGUGGCUUUAGAAUUGAGUUUGCGCUUAUGUCAAAGUGUCUUGUUAUUAUUUUUAACUCAGCCGUGAGGCAGUCAGCUUCGCCGCGUCCCCUGUUCCUUUUAUUUUUUAAGAAGCAAAACGAUUCACCAGCUUAAAUCGGGCAGCGACGGGAGGAGGGAGGGCGCCGGCUUUAACUAACGCCUUACACAGCCGCCACCGUCUCCCACUGCCUUGUGUGCAAGAGUGUGUGUCUGCCAGAUUUUGUGAAAUUAUACCUUUUCAAAAAGAAAACGUGAAAAAAAAAAAAAUUAAGGGCUCGAUGGCAAUUAACAGUUUUAAGAAAACAAUACUUAACAUGAAAUGUAUCGUGAUGGUCAUAUUUUCUUAUAUUCUGUGAGAUGGGCGGGGCAGUGGAUACUGUAUAUUUGGAGCAAGGAAUGACUUGCAACUUUUUUUUUUUUUUGUCUUUGGACUGAUUGCCAUGGAGAAUGUUUGUUUAAAAAAAAAAAAAAAGACGACGUAUUUGAUGUGAUUUCCUUUUUCCCUGCAAUGUCCCGGUGCGGCAAGCUGAAAGAAAUGAUGAGAACAGGAAGGAGGAAGAGAACAGGAAGCUGUACAGUGCCAAGUUGUGUAAAUAUACACUCUUUACAUUAAGAAGUGUCUCCAAAAGCAAUAUCUUGAAAAUGGAUUUCGUUUAUUAUUGUACUGUACAGGACUCAGCCCUAAAUGUAUUAUUAUUAUUGUUAUUAUUAUAUUAUUAUUAUAAUUUCUUCAGUAUGUAUUACUAUAAUGACACUUAAGCUCUGAGGAAUAUGUUUUUUUGUAAUGUCCAGAAAUUCUCACCAUAACAGUCCUGAUGACCUGAAAUUUAAGCUGAGUUGUUUGGUUUUUUUUGCCUAUAAAUUAAGUCCACCUGUAAAGUGCAUGAGCAAGAAUGUCAGAAGGCGUAGGGAUGCGACAGUGACUCUGCAACGACACCUUUCGUCACUGAAUUUUGUUAAUAAUAUAACUUUUUUAAGGAGGAAUCUUCUCCUUGUUUUUUUGCUGCAAAGUGUUGAACACUAAAAAAACAAACCAACAUAAAAAUGUUAAGAUAUUUUUAAACACUGACAGGAAAACAAAAAGAAAAGCUGUCAGAAACGAUAUCAUGCUAUUAUAAAUAUAUAUAAAUAUAUAUAAAUAUAUUUUUUGUUUUUCUUUCAAAUAGGAAAACGGUUCCGUUUUGUGAUAGCGGUCAUUGUAUGAUGCUUGUACUUGUAUUUGUGUGUUUUGUGUGAUCCGUUUAGUUAUUUUUAGACAAUCACAAAAUAAGAUGCAAGCAUUGUAAAUGGCAGACUGACGGACAUUUUGUGAUGUGUACAGUUUGUCAAAACAACAAAAAAAAAAAAGAGAAAAAACUUCUUCCACUCGUUCAAAGUUUGUAAUUA
This is a messenger RNA of Xiphophorus hellerii (green swordtail), 11445 nucleotides long. It is a transcript of the gene ash1l, whose product is annotated as ash1 (absent, small, or homeotic)-like (Drosophila). Gene Ontology annotation, molecular function: chromatin binding; histone H3K4 methyltransferase activity; protein binding. Lineage: Eukaryota; Metazoa; Chordata; Actinopteri; Cyprinodontiformes; Poeciliidae. Gene Ontology annotation, biological process: regulation of DNA-templated transcription. The transcript is spliced from 27 exons. The coding region runs from base 459 to 9257 and encodes 2932 amino acids. Gene Ontology annotation, cellular component: nucleus; nucleoplasm. The record is from RefSeq and is a predicted model, not a curated record.